This is a messenger RNA of Diaporthe batatas, 1962 nucleotides long. RefSeq lists its product as uncharacterized. Lineage: Eukaryota; Fungi; Ascomycota; Sordariomycetes; Diaporthales; Diaporthaceae. The record is from RefSeq and is a predicted model, not a curated record. The coding region runs from base 1 to 1962 and encodes 653 amino acids. The transcript is spliced from 3 exons.
AUGGCAGAAGCAUCAACCCCAGCAGGCUCGCCGUUCAGCCCGCUCGACCCGUCUCUCAGGCAGAUCCGCCUCCUCCGCGUCGAGCCGGACCCAGCCAACCUCAGCGCGGUGCUGGAGACGGUCUCACUCGACGAUGACCCGAAAUACACAGCACUCUCGUACACGUGGGGCACAGAGUACCCCAGCGGCGCGGGCAUAACGCUGCGCGGGCCCGAGCAUGCCAAACGGCUGCCCAUAACGAGGAACCUCCAGGCGGUGCUGCAACAGCUGUGCUCCGAUGCUGCUGCUUCUGGUGGCGGUGGAGAUGGUAAUGAUAAGCAGCAGCAGCAGCAGCAGAGGUCCACCUUCACGCUCUGGGUCGACGCGCUGUGUAUCAACCAGACGGACACGGCCGAGAAGUCCACCCAGAUCAUGCUGAUGAAAGACGUGUACAGCAAGGCUGAGGAGACGUGUGUGUGGCUCGGCCCGGAGGAGGGCGAUAGCGACUUGGCCAUGAGAACGAUUGGGGAGCUGUAUGCGGCAGGGACGUAUGUGCUCCCUGAUGAUGAUGCCCUUUCGGAGGCGCAGAUCCAGGCGAUCAAUGCACUGAUGGAAAGGGAGUGGUGGUCUCGGAUCUGGGUCGUUCAGGAGGCGAUGCUGUCAUCCAAACCAGUCAUGAGAUGCGGCAGCGCAGCGCUCCCCAUCGAAGCGUUCGUCCAGCUCGACGACAUCCGGCGGGGCUGGGUCCGCCCCGAGAAGCGUGAGCUCGACAAUGCGGAGGGCAGGACUCGCUUCCUCAUCCAGGCGAAUACCUUCCGGCACAUCCUCACGGACUACCCCGAGUCGAAACUGACGGCCGGGGCGGGCGUCACGCCGCUGGCUGAAUAUGUAAGCUUGUGUGAUGUGUUCCAGGCUACAGAUGCGCGGGACAAGAUCUACGGUCUCCUGGGGCUGGCGACGCCUGCGGACAUGCAGUUCCUUGCACCUGAUUACUCGCAAAGCGUUGCUUCUGUUUACACGCGCGCCACGGCACGCUUCAUCAUCCAGUACCAGGACCUCAUGUGGCUGCAAUUCGACAAUGACAACAAGAACCCCAAGCAUGGCCUGCCGUCGUGGUGCCCGGACUACUCAUCAGAGCCGGACUGGCCACAGCGCGGCUACACGCCCAUCAGAGCGACCCGUAACGACGCUUAUUUCGCGAGCGGCUUGUCGUGCUGGGGGCCGACCAAGCUGCCCAUGAACGGCAUCUUCCCGACCGCGUCAUGGGCGGAGCUCCACCUCCGCGGCCUCGACUUGGACGCCGUCGAGUACGUCGGGCCCAACCCGUUCAUGGGGCAUUACACGGGGCACGUGCUCGCCGAGAGGAUGGAGAACAUCAGGGCGCGCAACUCGCAGACGAGGGACAACGUGCUGGUGUGGGAGCAGGCCGUGCAGGACAAGUGGCGGCGGGACGGGUUCCCAUACGGCGCCACCGCGGACCGGUAUGACGCCUUCUGGAUGGCGCUGAUGUGGGACCGCGACUGGGACGACCGCAAGGUGACCUCGUUGGGACACAGGCGGUAUUUCGAUGCGUGGCUCGGCCGCGCGGAUGUCGAUGCUGCUUAUGCCAUGGGGAACAGCAGCGCGGGGGUGGACGACGAGGUGGAGAUCCGCAGGACCUUUGUCAAGCCCUUCACCGAUUGCUGUAUCUCUCGGUGUCACGGCCGAUCCUUUGUGAUCACCAAGAGAGGAUAUAUUGGGGUUGCGCCCUUCAAGACCCGAGUGGGCGACAAGAUCACGGUGCUGCAGGGAGGGACUGUGCCGUUCGUGCUGAGAGAGCCCCCUGGGGCGCCCGAGGGAGGCAGUGAUGGCGCAGCUGGGAAGGCCGGGUCCGCAAGGAUAAGGUGCGAGUUCGUGGGCGAGGCGUUCGUGCUUGGCAUCAUGGAGGGUCAGGCUGUGGCGGAGGCUCGUCAGGAGGAAGUCAAGACCUUUGUUCUUACCUAG